AUGGCUCUUUUCCUGGCAGUCUCCAUCCUUUGGGCUUUGAUCUGGUUGCUGUACCGUGCAUGGCAGGUCUGCCAGACUCCCAAUGAUGUUCUGGUCGAGAAGCUUGGGUUAGACAUCCCUCCGCCGCCAGAAGUGACCCUAGAAGAAAUCACCGCCCGUGAGAUUCGCAUUGCUUGGAAACAACCGGAUUUUCACAAUUCUAUUCAUAAGCAUAUAAUUCAAGUCAAUAGCACCAAAGUGGGCGAAUCGAAACGGGCGGAAACCGCAGUCGAAAUUUUAAAUCUGAUUCCAGGAAGCAUAUACCACAUUUGCGUUCUUUCGGUCAGUGCAGCCAACUUUCAGACUCCCAGUGCGAUUCUUCAUGUUCGAACGAAAUCUCUUCCGUUGUCCCAAGCCCAACAAAAUGCUACGGUCGGCGGUCCUACCAUUCGGGCAUCGAUUCCUAGGUCAACUGCCGGACUCGCCGCCCCAUCCGCCCCUGUGAUGUCUCGCGAGCACAGUGGGGGUCAAAUACAAGGGAAACGGCCUUCGGCCGGCCGGAAAUUGUCGCCUGCAGCGAGUGGAGUGGAUGUGUCGCAAACGGAUGAAACGCAGAAGAACACGGUGAACGAUGAUAUCGACGAGACUUUAGAGCAGCUGGCCGACAGGUUAAAGUCUUUACAACAAGAAAACGAAAACUUGGAAAGGCAGACUACUGAGGAAGAGGAAGAACAUGUCGCAUUGUUGAAAGAUCUCGAAAAGCAACGUGAUGAAUUGAAGAAGCGGGUCAAAGAGAAGGAUGAAGCCAGUGGCGAUUUGAAGAAACACGUAUAUAAGCUGGAAAGCGUCAAUCGCACAGUACAAAGUGAGAAGUCGAAGCGUGAAAGGCUCCUGCAGCAGAAAGAUACUGCGCGCAAGAAGCGCAAGAACGAUAUCAUUCGCUGGCAAGAGCGGAUUGCGCGCAUGACUGCGGAUGUUGAGCAAAUAAAGCAAGAAAAGGCGCGUGUUGAGGAAGAGGGGAAGCAACGGGGCGAUGAGGUCCGGGAGAAGGUCUCUAAAGAGCAGGGGGAAAUGAAAAUCAUCGAUGACGAGAUCCAGGACAAGGGCGGGCGUGUCAAGAAGCUUGAAGAAGAAAGACAGGGAAACCAGGGUGGAGAUAGUGAGGAUGGCAGAGAGUUGGAUCGUAUCGACAAUGAGCGAGCUCGGCAGUGGGAAAUCAAGUUGAGCAACCUGCAUGCACGAUAUGCUACUUUGAUCAACCUUCAUACACAGGCCCAGCAGCAGUAUCAAGAAGCUCAGGAGCGCCUGAAAUGGCUCACCACCCAGCGACCUGGUAGCACUGGACCCUUUUCCCUGCCUCUGGAUCUCGACUUGUCGAACACAGCAACCAUCCGCCCCCGUGCCCAUCGCGGCUCGCUCACUAGCAACGUCUCUUCGCCCAUCAAUUUCCCGGGGAUGGAGCCGUCGUUCACAGGCGCGAUCAAUUACAACCCUCCUACUACUAGCUCACCUCCCUUUGGUCCAAGCCCCGCGUUCUUCAACAUCAACAAUGGAAUGACCUUGCCCGGUUUAGCUGACCAGUCUGACACCAUGCGGGCAGAUUCAGAUGUCUCUUUCAGUAACCCCCAAAUGAGCCCACGUGCCGAUUCCUUGCUUCCGUCUGAUCUCCUCGGGGAUGAGGAAUCUCCAGAACUUCCUCGACCAAUUAUCCACCCGCGAUUCUCAAAUCUUGAGCCAUCUAGCUCUCAACUUGAUGGAUUUCCUCACGGCCCGCCUUCCCCGGUAUCCUCUGGGAGCCGGUCUGGGAGUAUUUUCGCAAGUCCUCAUGAGAAUCAUAAUCGACCACAGGAAUCCGAUUCACAGCAAGUUCACUUGGGGCAUGAUGGAGAAGCUCCGAAGAGUGCAUCUAGGAGACUAUCUGGGCUGUUUGGCUUCCAUCGGCCUCGUGGCAAGACACUUGCGGAUGAACCUCCUAUGCUAGGUACUCUCAAACCAGGACAAAGCCAGUCUUUUCCUCGAAAUGUAGAUGACAUGGACCCUAUCGGCUCAAGGCGUCGUCGAUUGAGCCAUACUGGCAGCUGGGCAAAUCCCGCCUCGUUACUCCCAAGAAGUAACACAACAAGUGUCCCUGCUGACAGCUCAUCCGAACAUGUGCCUUCUCGGCGAGCCGCUUUCUCGAGCAUCUUUUCUUCCAGCAGGUUUGGCUUCGGCCACGGUAGCGCUUUGGCCAAGUCCACCGAGAGCUCCGAUUUCAGCACUGGAUACAAUCAGUUCAGUCCGAGGCACGAUCCUAUUGACCCAUCGUCGAUACUGGGAACAGUUCGGCGAGGCUCUCUGUCGCCCAGGCCGUCGUCAACGUUCUCGUUUGACAAUCAACUUCCUCAUCCUUCAACGGACAAUCGGCAUUUCGGAUGGCCUUCGGCAGAAAAAACAGGUCAUCGUAGCCCUCUAGGACUUGACUGGGCGUCACCUUCCACCUGGUCCAGAACUCAAUCGCGUCGACCCUCCAUUACGUACGGUUCCUCUGGGCAUCUGCCACUAGGACUCACUGGAGAGCCGGAUUUCCUCCAGGAUUCUUUCGAAAGACAGAAUCGUCCUCUACAGGCCCCUAUCGGUACGCGACCAUCGUCUUCUCAUCGACCACUGACCCCGAAACUGAACCCUGCGGCACCUACCUUCAAGACAGUCUUUGACAAGGGAUCAGACAAGGGCAAGGAUACAGACAGGAGCAAAGACAGGGAUUCCGACAUGGCUUUCGACUUUGAUGGUUCUCCGUCAGAGUCACGCGUCUCCAGGGAUUCUCGGUCCUUAUCUAUCUUCACGGGGGACUCGUAUGAGUCCUUGGAGCGGUUGCCAUCCGGCACCUCUGUAGACAAUGCCAGCACCAAGGAAUCGUUUAUUCGAAAGAUUACCCGCAAGGGCAGCUCCAGCAAAUUCGGCUCGUGGAAGGACCGGUCUGGCUUGUUCUCCAAGAAGGGCGACUCCUCUCAAGGUGAUAUUGAUGAGGAUGGAGGCAGUGAGACGCAGCUUGGCAAGAGCGUGGACAGCACUGUCUCCAGCGCCCCAUCGGCGGACAGGUCGACCAGGAGCCUGAAUUUCUUUUCUCGGAAGUCUAGAAAAUCUGACAAGGCUGCCAGUGAAGCGAGUGAGCUAGCUAGCGAAACUGGCGAUGAGGAGAUCCCCGAGGAGGUUACUGCUUCUUAA
This is a messenger RNA of Aspergillus wentii DTO 134E9, 3183 nucleotides long. RefSeq names its product Fibronectin type III domain protein. Gene Ontology annotation, molecular function: protein binding. The transcript is spliced from 4 exons. NCBI's taxonomy places the organism in Eukaryota, Fungi, Ascomycota, Eurotiomycetes, Eurotiales, Aspergillaceae. The record is from RefSeq and is a predicted model, not a curated record. The coding region runs from base 1 to 3183 and encodes 1060 amino acids.